GCGAGGGAGUCCAGAGGAGUGACGAGACCGGGUCGGAAGAUGAGUUGGAGUAGAAUUGGAAUUUUGAAUUUCGAAAAGGUGGUAACUGUUAGAAGGGUAAUAGUGUGUUGGACUGGUAAUUUGUGAUUCUUUGGGAGUUUCAGAGAGAUAGGAUUGUUUGCAGUUAAAUACGCGAUCACCCACCUGCCGUUCUCCCUGCCUUUCCAUCCUUGUCACACAACUCACAGUUUCGCAUACAUGCACCCUCUCUUAUCCUAUUUGCUCUGUAACGCAGGCUAGUGGUAGUACUUGUACCACCGUCUCCUUCAAUUGUCCUUCUGGACCUCUGGCAGGGACUCUGGUUUGUUUCAUCAUCUCGGGUAUACUCUAUUCGUCCUUGUUUCUUAGAUUUUGGUUGCCUUUUUCCUUUUCUUUUUUUGGUAUUUUUUAAUUCAUACUUUCUUGUCAGAGAAAGCGUCCUUUUUCAAGUGGGUCUCCUCGAUAUCCAAUUCUUUUUCAAUGAUUUUUUUUUUUCCAUCAACAUAAUCGGGGAGGUUCAAAACCAAGCAGAGUUUCAAAAGAUUCACUUUCGUUGGAUUUUUUUAUAUGUUUUCUUACCUUCCCCCUUCUGCUUUUGCUUUUUCGUUUGUUUCCAUCCUUCCAGAAACAACAAAACGUUCUAAAUCGCUUUUUGAUUUUUAAAAAUAUUGGGGAGUUUCCAGGGUUUUAGGUUGCCCCUUACCCUUCAUUUAGAUGCUUGAAAAUCAGAGGAGAAGACAGGUUUAAUUGAACAGGAACACAACUAUUGCAAAUAUGGAUUAGUUGAAAAGGGACCUUUUCUUAUCACGGGUCGUAUGAAAAAUCUAGGAUUCGGUACAGGGUUCUUUGAUUUUCGUUUCUGGCAUUUUCUCAGCAGCCAAAGGAGACUUUAGUAAUAUUGUCACAAGAUCAAAAGGAGGACACGAGGCAAACAAUUCAUUUGCAUCGGGUGAUUUGUCUGGUUUUGUUAGUAUAGUCAUCUUCAUGAAGCUCCCGUUUACCAGAAGGGAAUAAAACAUCAUUUUAUCCCUUCUUUUUUUUCCUUGCAAGUUUUGUUCUUCUUCUAGUACUCCAUAUCGAGAAAAAUAAAAAGGCCUGAUUUUCCACUGCUCAACUCUGAAAUAAAAACAGAGUGGGUGUGGCAGGGGAAGCAGAUAGAGAGUUGACCCAAUCCAUUGUUAAAUCACUGCAGGGAAGGUUUGAAGACUAGCCAUGGCCAAGAAUCAAUUGCAAGUGCUUAACGCACUUGAUGUAGCCAAAACACAAUGGUAUCAUUUCACGGCGAUUGUCAUUGCUGGAAUGGGCUUCUUCACUGAUGCAUAUGAUCUCUUCUGUAUAUCAUUGGUCACAAAAUUGUUGGGUCGCAUAUACUACCAUUCUCCUGGGGAUGCUAAGCCCGGCACUUUGCCUCCAAAUGUGUCGGCUGCAGUUAACGGUGUUGCGUUCUGCGGUACUCUUGCCGGACAGCUCUUUUUUGGAUGGCUCGGUGACAAAAUGGGCAGAAAACGUGUGUAUGGCAUGACCCUCAUGCUCAUGGUCAUAUGCUCAGUUGCCUCUGGCCUUUCCUUUGGCCAUGAAGCGAAAGGUGUUAUGGCCACUCUGUGCUUCUUCAGGUUCUGGCUGGGCUUUGGCAUAGGUGGAGACUACCCGCUUUCUGCCACUAUUAUGUCUGAGUAUGCUAAUAAAAAGACUCGUGGAGCCUUCAUUGCUGCAGUUUUUGCCAUGCAAGGUUUUGGGAUUUUAACUGGUGGAAUCUUUGCAAUUAUAAUUUCUGCCUCGUUUAAGGCUGCAUUUCCUUCUCCAACUUAUGAAAUUGAUCCAGUUGGGUCUACUGUUCCACAAGCUGAUUUUGUUUGGCGGAUAAUUCUCAUGUUUGGCGCCUUGCCGGCUGCUCUUACUUAUUACUGGCGUAUGAAGAUGCCAGAGACUGCUCGUUACACAGCCUUGGUUGCCAAGAAUGCGAAGAAGGCUGCAGCAGAUAUGUCUAAAGUUCUCCAGGUUGAUCUAGAAGCAGAACAAGAGAAAGUUGAGUCGAUCCAACGGCAAGGUAAAGAUUUUGGGUUGUUCACCAAGCAGUUUCUUCGUCGCCAUGGACUUCACUUGCUUGGGACCACUAGCACAUGGUUCUUGUUGGACAUCGCCUUCUACAGUCAGAAUCUGUUUCAAAAGGACAUCUUCAGUGCCAUUGGGUGGAUUCCUGCCGCCAAAACCAUGAGUGCCCUUGAAGAGGUUUACAAAAUUGCAAGGGCCCAAACUCUCAUAGCCCUCUGCAGCACUGUUCCUGGGUACUGGUUCACAGUAGCGUUAAUCGACAAGAUGGGAAGAUUUGCCAUCCAAUUGAUGGGCUUCUUCUUUAUGACCGUCUUCAUGUUUGCCCUGGCUAUACCUUACAAUCACUGGACCCAUAAAGAAAACCGAAUUGGGUUCGUGGUGAUGUACUCUCUCACAUUCUUCUUCGCAAAUUUUGGUCCAAAUGCCACCACAUUUGUUGUGCCAGCCGAGAUUUUCCCUGCAAGGCUACGCUCCACAUGCCAUGGAAUAUCAGCAGCGGCUGGGAAGGCAGGGGCCAUUGUUGGUGCCUUUGGCUUCUUGUAUGCUGCUCAGAGCCAGGACAAGUCUAAGGUAGAUAAAGGGUACCCAACCGGUAUUGGUGUAAAAAAUUCACUCAUAGUUCUGGGUGUCGUCAACUUUCUGGGAAUGUUAUUUACCUUCUUGGUGCCCGAGUCCAAGGGAAAGUCACUAGAGGAAAUGUCUGGUGAGAACGAAGAAGAAGAGAGUCCGUCGGAGGAGUCAAGACAGCAGGCUAGGACUGUUCCAGUUUAAUUAGACCUUUUAUAUUAAUGUGAUCAUUUCCUGUAAUAUGGGGAAUUUACUUAGAUAUAUUUUGUCUUUAAUGUGUUUUAUCACAUAAAUAAGCUUUUAUCCAUGCUGCUUUAUCACA
Messenger RNA from Vitis vinifera (wine grape), 2959 nucleotides. RefSeq names its product low affinity inorganic phosphate transporter 1. The record is from RefSeq and is a predicted model, not a curated record. Bases 1231 to 2841 code for a protein of 536 amino acids. The transcript is spliced from 3 exons. Gene Ontology annotation, cellular component: membrane. Gene Ontology annotation, biological process: transmembrane transport; phosphate ion transport. Gene Ontology annotation, molecular function: phosphate transmembrane transporter activity. Lineage: Eukaryota; Viridiplantae; Streptophyta; Magnoliopsida; Vitales; Vitaceae.